AUGUGCAGUGGGCCUGAUCAAUCAAAUACAAGUUCGACCACCAAGACAUCUUCUGACAACACAUCAAACAACAUGGACUUAAACAAAUUAUCUUCAGAGAUGAGUACUCCCUUUUCCAGCUUGCUUGAAUACGCCGCCAACAACGACGCCGAAGCUUUCAAGAGAUUCGUCGAGCUCGAUCUGCCAGGCAUUGAUGAGCCUGGACCUUGGUACGCCCGCAAGAUGGGUUCCAAGCAGAUCACCCUCGAAGAACGAACUCCAUUGAUGGUAGCCGCCACCUAUGGCAGCCUCGACGUAUUGAAGCUUAUAGUCACUCUGCCUGAAGUCGAUCUGAACAAAUCGUGUGGCCUCGACAAAUGGACUGCUCUCCAUUGUGCCGCCUUUGGAGGCUCAGUCAACGCAAUUGACGUCAUUAAGCUCCUGUUAUCCGCUGGUGCCGACCCCAAUGUUACGGAUUCAAACGGCCGCCGCGCAUCUGACGUAAUCGUUGCCCCUCCAAAGCUUCCUGCCGUGAAAUCCUACAUCGAGGACUUGCUCAAUAACAAUACUUUCGACGGAUUUGUCGGGGAUUGCAAUUUACACGUCUCGAUAUCUUCACCCGUGCUCUCAUCAUCCCCAGAAGAAAACCGGUCCCCACAUUCUCCAUCGGGAAAGCUUCUCUCCUCCACCAACUCCGUCUCGGAAAAGAAACAUUACCCAGUGGACCCCUCUCUUCCCGACAUCAGGAACAGCGUCUUCUCCACGGACGAGUUCCGCAUGUUCUCGUUCAAAGUCCGGCCUUGCUCGAGGGCCUACUCCCACGACUGGACCGAGUGCCCCUUUGUCCACCCUGGCGAGAACGCCCGCAGGCGGGACCCGCGCAAGUUCCACUACAGCUGCGUGCCGUGCCCGGACUUCCGAAAGGGCGCCUGCAGGCGCGGAGACAUGUGCGAGUACGCGCAUGGCGUGUUCGAGUGCUGGCUCCACCCUGCCCAGUACCGUACCCGGCUCUGCAAGGAUGGCACGAGCUGCGCUCGACAGGUGUGCUUUUUCGCGCACACGCACGAUGAGCUUCGUCCCUUGUAUGUCUCCACUGGUUCGGGCUUACCUUCCCCGAGAUCAUCAUCGGCCUCGGGCCCUACUUUCAUGGACAUGGCCUCUGCUCUGAGUAUGUUCCCCAGUUCCCCGACCUCUGCAAUGUCUCCUAAUGGGAUGUCUCCUGCUUGGCCUCAGCCGAAUGUUCCCACUCUUCAUCUUCCGGGCAGCAACCUCCAGUCGAGCCGCCUGAGGUCGUCCUUCAGCGCGCGUGACAUCAUCCCGCCUCCUGAGGAUCUGAACCUUUUGCAGGAUUACGAGGCCCAGCAGCUGGUUUUGAAUGACCUGGCGUGUUUUUCGCAGCCACGUCAGAAUUCUGCUAUGUUGGGUUGCCGUCCCAAGGCAGCGCUAACUCCUUCGAAUCUCGAAGAGCUUUUUUCUGCUGAGAUCGGGUCUUCUCCGAGAUUUUCCGAUCAGUUUGGUGCCGCGUUUUCUCCUUCCCACAAGUCGGCCGUUCUCAAUCAGUUCCAACAGCAGCAGCAUAACAACGUAUUGUCACCCAUUAACACUAAUAACGUCUUUUCUCCUAGAAAUGUGGAGCACAGUUUAUUGCAGGGCUCUUUUUCCUCUUCUCCAAGAAGCAUGGAGCCCGGUUCCCCCAUGAGUGCUCGUCUCUCGGCCAUUGCACAGCGUGAGCGCCAGCAGCAGCUUCAGAUGCGGAGCUUAAGCUCUCGAGAACUUGGGUCUACUCACCGUGGUGCCAUGAUUGGGUAUCCACCCAACACAGGUUCGUGGGCAUCGAGCAAUAAUAAUAAUAAUAAUGGUAAGUGGGGAUCACCAAACGGGAAAGCUGACUGGUCAGUUGGUGCUCAGCGUCUGCAAAGGUCGUCCUCAUUUGAACUGAAGAAUGAGGGGGUGGAAGGAGAACCGGACCUUUCGUGGGUGCAGUCACUUGUAAAAGAAUCACCACCAGAGAUGGCGGACAAGGACAAGCCGCCAGCUGGCGGCCCCGUGCCAUCCGGUGAGUGUUUGAAUAAUAAUAAUACUAAUUCUCAGACUGACUUGCUCGAUCACUCUGUUUUGGGAGCUUGGCUUGAGCAGAUGCGGCUCGAUCAGCUCGUAGUCUAG
Molecule: messenger RNA, 2142 nt
Organism: Striga asiatica
Lineage: Eukaryota; Viridiplantae; Streptophyta; Magnoliopsida; Lamiales; Orobanchaceae
Source: the annotation of a GenBank genome assembly